AGUUGGGGUGCGGUGCGUUCGCUUUUGCACGUCUUACAUUAGGAACAAACCAUUUGGGAUUUUACAUUUCCUCUUUUCCCUUUUUUAUCCCACACAUGCAACACCGCAUAAGUUUCAGUGUAACGUACGACGUGAUUUUUCUACUUCGCAUUCACGGGGCAAACCAAGAGCGUGUUUUUAUUCCCCGUUUAAGAGCGGACCUUCGACCCCUAGGCCCGGAGAGUGGUUUGACCCGGCUCCCGCCUGUGUACAGUGUUGCCAUGAGCGGAGGGCGGCUGUGCACGUAGCGAGGAUGCAGCAUGACAGCAGAGUCAGGGAAUGGGCCGUGUGAUGUUGGGCGGUGAUGCGGGUUGGGCCACACUGUAGUCGGGUGUUAUCAAUUAUUUACUUAGCACUCCGUGUCCUUUUUAGAUUAGUUACUGUGUGGACUACCCUAUACACUUAUUUUAAAUAUUCGACUUUGAUCCUUUUAUGAUUAUACUUCUACUUAUUAUUAGAUUAUUCUGAUGAUGGUUGAUUAUAUUGUUGAGUAUUAUCAUGAUGUUGUAUUAUUGCGAAGUAUUUUGGAGUGAAAGCUGCAUUACAAACCGAAAAAGUAUUAAAAAGGGAUGCAUGAUUUAAUGUCCGAAUAAUUGCCAUCUGCAACUUGAGCUUCCUUAGAAAUGUUAUUAAUACAGCUAAAAUAACUAUGUGUAUGAAUCGUAACAGCCUAAUCCAAAACUGUCUAGGCCCCUAAAUGAUACCCAUUGUGCAAUCGCACAGUUGUGCUGAAUCGGAUCUCCCCGUGAUUUUUAUGUGGAAUAGAAACUGCCUACUGUAAAGUUUAAACAGACAAAACAAACGUGGAUCGGAUCAGGGUUAUGCAACACAUGUCACCGGCCAUUCACAGCCGCCACUAGGGGGCGACAGAGCACUAACAGCCGCCACUAGAGGGCGACAGAGCCCGGGUUCACUGUGAAGAUCACGGGUACGAGAGGUCAGUGUUUUUUAUGUGGAAUAAAAACUUCCUACUGUAAACAUACAAAACAAACGUCGAUCAUGGUUAUGCAACACAUGUCACCGUCAAUUCACGGCCGCCACUAGGGGGCGACAGAGCACUCACUGCCGCUAGGGGGCGACAGAGUCCGGGUUCACUGUGUAGAUCACGGGUACGAGAGGUCAAAGAGGUAAAUGUGAAUUUGUGUUAAGCCUGUACAGCUCAACUCAGACAUGAUUUUGUUUAACACAAACUAAAUAAUAUAUCUUAAAUGCGAUUAUUAUACACGUGUUUGACUCUGCUUUACUUACUGUGCGCCGCUAUAAUACUAUUGGAAUAAUACGCAAAUUAAUCGUAUAAUAAUCGUCAACUUUGAGAUAGGGCAGGAGGAGGUGCUACGUUUCAAUAUGUACAAUCUAAGUCGACCAAAGGUUUGCUUCUUUAAUAUGUCCAUGGCUGAAACACACAGAUUGACAUGUCUCACUGUGAUUUGAGUCCGCUCAGCCAUGAUGUUGCGUUCAGGCUACAUGGGAUUUACCGUAAUUAUCAAUUUCGCAACCGUAAUUCCGUUCCAUCAUAGAUGUACUAUAAAAACAUUUAACAGAAAUGUCAACUAAGACUUUUUUAUAUUCUGAAAGGCCCUAUAGGUCCGACCAGGCAGUACAUAAAAAAGAAAAAGAAGCGAUUGAACAGCAAACAAAAUACCUCCCAACAGCCAGCGUUCACUUCCGUCCUACGUGACGUGAACGCCGCAUUGCCGUACACAUCCAGCCGCUGGUGUCACUCAACGCUGGCAGAGACCACACACUACUCAUGUCUCUCCCAACUUAACAGGUUUAAACUGCCUUAAAGGUGAAGGAUUAUCCAAAAGUCCCCAGUCUUCUAAAUAAGCUUGGACUUCUGAUGGUCAAAGAUGGAGGAAGAGGACAGCCAGGAUGAGCUGAUCAACAAGAACCAGGCUCAUGGCAAGAGGAAGAGGCCCACUGUGUGGGACAUCUCUGAUGACUCUGACGAAGCCGAGGACCACUCUGGGGAGGAAGAGGAGGGUGAUUCUGAGAGCGGAGAAGGGGAUGACCUCCUUGAUGGUGAAGAGGAGGAGGAAGAUGAGGAAGACAGUGAUGACGACGAUGAAGAAGAAGAGGAUGACGACGACGACGACGACGGCAAGACCGCCGAAGGCGCGGUUGCCGGCACUUCCGCCGACCUGGACGGGAUGAGUUCCGACGAGGACGCCGAGAAGUGUCCCAUCUGUCUGAACUCGUUUGGCAGCCAGCCAGUGGCCACGCCCGAGAGCUGCCAGCAUUACUUCUGCCUGGACUGCAUCCUGCUGUGGUCCAAGAACGCAAACUCCUGUCCUGUGGACCGUAUUGUGUUUGGUAGCAUCUACCUGCGGAAAUGUUACGGAGGAAAAGUUCAGAAGAUGAUCAUGGUGGAGAAGCCGGUGAAGGAGGGCAUGGAGGAGGUGGUCAACCUGGAGCUGGAGCAGGUCACCUGUGAGGUGUGUCAGGGGAGCGACCGUGAGGACCGCCUGCUGCUGUGUGACGGCUGCGAUGCUGGCUACCACAUGGAGUGCCUGACCCCCCCGAUCGAUGCCGUCCCGGUGGAGGAAUGGUUUUGCCCCGAGUGCGAGGCCAACAACCGCAACUCAAGGCUCCCCGACGAGGAGCUUAGCGAGGCGGAGAGUCUCCCGGCCCGCGCCCGCUCCUCCUCCAUGCGCAGCCCCCGUGGCUCCGCCGGCCCGGGGCUGACCCGCGCCAUCGCCCGCACCCAGCAGAGCGAGCGGGUCCGGGCCAACGUCAACCGCCACCGUAUCACCCAGGCACGCACCGCGCAGCUGGCUCCUACGUACAUGAUGCAGACCACCUGGCUGGAUGACACCAUCAACGCGGUGGUGGCGGGCCUCAACACGGCCGUCUACAUCCGGGACCUCAGCUGGCGCCCGGCCGCGGGUCGGCGACCCAAGCGUAGAAAAGCCAGGAAGGUGUCGUCCACCAAGGGGCAGAGUGGCAAGGCCGGCACCACCGGGGUCAGGAGGAGGAGGAGGAAAGUGAGGAGGAAGUCCAGGAGGAAGCAGGUGUCGAAGACCCCAGCCUCGUCCCGUAGCCGCAUCGCCAAGAGCCUGGGGAUCGCACGGCCCAAGGCGGGCUCGACGCUGCCCUCGGUGGUCCGGCCGUCGGAGCACACGCUGGGCAACAUGCGGGCCGACAUCGGCGCCGCAUCUCUCUCCGUUUACGGAGACCCCGCCGACCUGGACGGAGACGUGGACGGGAUUGAGGAGGAAGAGCCGCAUACCCAGGUCACGUCUCUGCUGGAGGCCAAGCGACGAGGCAUCUCCCACUCCGCUCUGCGCUCCCACCAGCCGGUCGCUCGGCCAAUCACCACCGGCCUGUCCAGACGGGGCGGGGCCAUGCCCACGUCGUCGCGGUGCGUUACCGAGGCGACCCCUGUGCCGGACCUGCUGGGCAGCAUCCUAUCAGGACAGAGUAUGCUCAUGAUGGACAGCUCUGCUGUGGUCAUCAACCGGGACGGCACUCUCAAGGCUCUGCAGCCAGAGAGACCCUCUUCGCUCGUGAGCCCAGGGGCCAGCUCCUCGUCCAUGCCCUCCCCCUCCCUCACCUCCUUCCCCUUCCCCUCCCUCCCCUCCCCCUCCUCCUCCUCCUCCCACAGCUCCCCCUGCUUGCCCUCAGCCCCCCAGGCCCAUCCGCCCCACAGCCUGCCUGCUCCACAAUCGCACCCGCCCGCCCUCGGUCACCCCCGCUUACCGCCGGCUCCCCCCCAUCCCCACAGACACGGCCCAUCCGCCUCUUCCGGCCCCCGGGGGACCGACGGAGCGCACCCCUACCAAAGGAAUAGCGUGAGCGAGGCCAAAAAGGCCCCCACCAAGGCGGUUUGGGAGGACGUGUCCGGGCUCCCCAGGAUCCCCAAGAUAAAGCGGGAGGGCAGCGGGGGUGCCGGGAGGGACGCUGGGAACGCCCAGAGUAGAACCAGCAGCAACGGCAGUAGCAGCAGCAGUAGCAACGGCAGUCGUGUCGACGGUAGCAGGGACAGAAGCAGCAGCAGCAGCGGCGGUGCUGUUGUUGCGAGGGGCAGCGGUGCCGUUGUUGCCAGGGGCGGCGGUGCUGCUGUUGCGAGGGGCGGCGGUGCCAUUGUUGUGUGGGGCGGCGGUACCGUUGCCAGGGGCGGCGGUGCCGUUGCCAGGGGUGGCGGUGCCGUUGCCAGGGGCGGCGGUGCCGUUGCCAGGGGCGGCGGUGCCGUUGCCAGGGGCGACGGUCGUCGUGGCGACAGCGGGAGGGGUAUCCACAGUCUGGCCGGGGACACGGGCGGCAGGCAGCAGGGCGUGGACCAGACCCGAGGCCGGCACCAUGGACAUUCCCAGAGGCAGGGCGUGGCCGAGAGAGCGGGGCCUUCGUCUGGCUUCUCCAACUCCUUCUGCCCCUCCUCUUCCUCCCGCUCUCUGUCCGGCCAGCCCGCUGCCGCCUCGUCCUCCUCCUCCUCCUCGUCUUCCGCCGCUCCAUCGACAUCAGCAUCGUCCUCAUCGUAUUCCUCGGCGGGCGUGAGUUUCCGCAUCGCCAACAGCGGGAACUCGUGGCGUGCGCAGCGUCUGAGCGGCGCGGCGGCGGCAGCCCGGUCCCGGGAUAGCGGCAGCCAGCAGGACAGCUCCGAGGUGGAGGAAGAGGAAGCGAGGAGACGGCAGCAGCAGCAGCAGCAGCAGCAGCGGCGGACACAGGACCGCCGGGACAAGCAGAAGCUGGUGGCCUCGCGGGCCCCACUUAAACAGGAAGAGGAGGUGGAGGACAUCUACGACCCCUUCAACCCCACCAUGUCCGACUCGGACAGCUCGGACGGCGAAGCCCGGGUCCAGGCGCCGCAGACGGACCCCCCGCUACACCGGAAUGCCGCUCCUGUUAAGAGCGAGGCGUCGGAGCGCAGGAUCACUGCGCCCCGGAACCAGGCGUCAACGCUGCGGAACGCCGUUCCCGUUGAGAGGGAGCCGUCGCCGCGGGAGCCGUCACCUCCCCGGAAUCCUUCGACGCCUCGGCACGCCGUCCCUAUUAAGAGUGAGCCGUCGGACCACCGGAUCCCGACGCUCCGGGACCAGGCGUUGCAUCGCUCCACUUCGCCGCUACGGAACGCCGUUCCCGUUAAGAGCGAGGCGGCGCAUCGGGACCCGUCGCCGUCUCGGAGCAGCGUUCCCGUUAAGAGAGAGGCAUCGGAGCGCCGGAUCACAGAGUCGGAGGCCAGGACGGCGGGGGAGGUGCGGCGGGCGACGCGGGGAGACGCCGGCUCGGGAGAGCGUCUUGUGGUCAAACGAGAACCGGAGGAGCUCGGGGCCGGUCCUGAACCCGCAGCCCGCUCCGGGUCUCAGGGGGAACUGAAGACCCAGGAAACACAAACACUGCGGGCCGACGUCAAGGUCAAGCUAGAGCCCGGGUCAGCCGAGUAUGGGGGAACCUGCGGCCACCGUCCCUCCUCCUCCUCCUCCUCCUCACCGGGUCGGACCGUGGCUACCACGUCCCGGUCAGACAAGACCAAAGAGCCGACGGAGGCCCGGGUACAGACCAGCCGGUCCCCCGCCAACACUGUUACCUCCGGCCCACCCCGGGCCGAUCCGGCCCCCUCCAGACCGCCUUCCGGCAAGGACCCCAACGGAGACCGGAAGAUAAAGUCGGAGCCCGUCACCACUCCCUGCUCCCGGGCCGCGGGUCCUAGCGGGUUGACUCCCGAGGGGUCAGGGGCCCCGGUGUCCCCCGGGGGCCGGCGCGCUCGGUCCAACAGCUCCGAGGAGGGCGGCCGGACCGGGGGGAGAGAGCGCGCCUCCUCGGGCCAGGGAGGAAGGAGGCGAGGAGGGGAGAAGGAGAGGGAGAAGGAGAGGGAGAAGGAGAGGGAGAGGCAGAGGCGCUCCAGGAGGUCCAGAUCCAGGGACAGGAGGAGGCCCCGCUCCUCCUCCGGGAGCUCCCGGUCUGACUCGUCCUCCUCGCGCAGGAGGAAGAAGAGGAGGCCCCGAUCAGGUUCCAGGUCUGGGUCCCUCUCAAGCAGCCGAGAACCUCCCAGCGCCAAGAUGGACAAGCCGGGCGGUAGCAGGGAGCGGCACGCAGAGGCCAGAGGGGAGGGCAGAGGAGGGGGUGUUCCGGGUCCAAUGGACCGCUCCAGGGAGAAGGAGCCAAGGAGGAACCAGCGAUCGCCACCCAAGCCCUCGUCCUCCAGCUCUCGGGACCGAGAGAAGACCGGCUCCAAGGACAAGAGGAGACCGCGGUCCAGGUCUCGCUCCAGGGAGCGGCGAAAAGAAGACGAGGCGUCUUCGAAGAGCACCUCCAAAGCAUCGGGCUCGGCCACUUCUUCCUCCAAGGAAGCGAGGAAAGUGAAAGACGAGGAGAAGAAGGAAACGACUCCAAGCCGCCCCCAAGAGGUUAAAGACGACAAAAGGGAAACCAAGAAACCCAUCGCUAAGAAGGAAAGCCAAACGUCCAGCUUCGAGUUCAAGAGGGAAAGCAAAGACCCGGAUUUCGACGGCAACAGCGUGACGGCGCCAACGGCAGACAAAGUUCCCCAGUCCUCGAUAGAUGUUAAAACGGAGACACCAGCCGAAGCCUCGCCCGGCCCGCGGCCGACCGAGCGGGAGCAGACCACGGUGGAGAUGUGCUGUCAGACGGACGUGAAGGGCAUGCUCAGGGCAGAGGACAUCAAGAAGGAACCCCUGAUGCACAUCAAAGAGGAGCCGUGCGACUUCUGGUCGUCCGAGCCCUCGGACGCGGCGAACACCGGCCCGCAGGCCGCCUCGCCGCCGCCUAGCCCGCCGUCCCCUCCGCCUAGCCCGCCGUCCCCUCCCUUGAGCCCCGCGCCAACGCCUUCGUCUUCCACCGUCUUUCCUGCCGUCACCGUGGUAACAUGCCCACCUCAGAGUGUCGCCCUGCAAGUGCCUGCGGAGCCCGCGCCCGCCAUGGUGAAGCAGGAGGUGGUGGAGCGACCCUGCUCCUCCUCCGAUGAGGACUUCAAUGUGAACUCCUUGUUGGACAACCUGGGACUGUUGGGGUCGGAGGGCAGGAGGGAGCAGCAGGGAGCCAGCGGGCCGCUCAAGCAGCAGCAGCAGCAGCGGCAGGAGGUGGUGGUGGUCAAGGUGGAGCCUGGGCUGGGGCUAAUGGCGGAGCCAGGGCUGGGGGUGAUGCCGGACCCUGGGCUGGGGCUCAAGGUGGAGCCAGGGCUGGGGGUGAAGGUCAAGGUGGAGCCAGGGCUGGGGCUGGGGUUGAAGGUCAAGGUGGAGCCUGGGCUGGAGGUGGCGGAGGAGCGGGAGGCGGACGAGGUGCAGGGCGAGUGUCGGCGGGCACCCACUCCGGCCCCCGUGGCGGUCAAAUCGAAAUCCCAGGGGAAGCGGGUGACCUGGAACAUCGAGGUGCCGGAGGGACCGCAGCCGGAGAAAUCGGCCAGCAAGCUGGCCCUGUACAAGCUGAAGCUGAAGCAGGAAGGCGCUCGGAGACCAGCCAAUAAGGCCUCUGGCUCAUCCCGGCGGAGGGCCAGUGCCCCAGGGGGUCUGGUCCAGGGAGACCAGGGAGACGCCAAGGAAGGGGACCUGCCAAGGAACGACUAUUUGAAGAAGCUGCACAUGCAGGAGCGGGCGAUAGAAGAGGUGAAGCUGGCCAUCAAGCCCUACUACCAGAAGAGGGACAUCACCAAGGACGAGUACAAGGAGAUAGUGCGCAAGGCCGUUCAGAAGGUGACCCACAGCAAAAGCGGGGCCAUCAACCCUGUGAAGGUGGCCAACCUGGUGAAGGCCUACGUGGACAAAUACAAACACGUGAGGAAGCACCUGAAGGCCGGAGACGAGGCCAGCGAGGCCCAGAAUGCAGAGGACGGGAAGGACUUGGACAGCCCAUGAGCGUGCAGACUGCCCUCCACCGGGCAGUCUGCUGGAAUCUCAGAUUGUUCUCGAUCUCAUCAGGUCUCUGUGGGACGACUCUGUGGGGCGCCCCCCCUCUCCUCCUCUGCAGUCUUCUAUAUGUUAAGCUGCCAAAAAAAACUUUUUCCGUUGUGUUCAGCGAGCAAGCCAUGAAAACGGGAGGCAGGACGUUUGUGUCUUAAAGAGACAGCGCGUCCCGUCCGUCUCACUGACUAUUGAGUCUGUUUUGGGUUUCUGUUUAUUUCCUUUUCUCCAGAGUGUAUUUAUCAGUUUGUUACGGAUUUUAUUUAAUUUUUGGUUGGAAAAACUACGAGAGCAGUGAACCAAUUUUAAAUUUCAUUAUUUCUACUAUUGAUUUGAUGGAGUUAGCUCUUUCAUCCUGUUUCGCCUGCCUGCCAGUGGUAAGUCGCCGUUUCUAGCUUCAUGGAGGAGACCGCUUUAUGUAUAGGGUGGUUCUCGUGCACCCGUUUCUGUGGCCAAUAACAUGUUCAGAACGACAUCAGGAAAAGAACAACCAAUCAACAGGGAUAUGCUAGCGCAUACUAGAUUGAUCCAUGCUAAUAAUUGAAUGAUCAUUGUUAGCACAUGCAUACAUUACAAAUGGUACAAUUAUUUUUUCAAGAGACCAUGUCGGAACAGAUAAAUGAUGGGGUUUAUAUAUAACCUGUUAUACCUGGUAUCUUGGUAAAAGGUUUGUUUCCGGACGUGAUUUGGCUUUGAGUCAUGCAGAGAUAAGCUGUUAUUUGGUAGAAUUCCAGCUUAACAAUUCAGCCGUAAAUUAUUUUCCAUCAGACAUUGAUGCUAAGUCGUUGACGGUUAAUGACGUGGGCAUAUCAAGGAUAAUAAAAAAAAGGGCUUGUAUUCUGUUUAAGGGCUUCCAUAAAAACCACUGUGCUCCGUCAGGGCACAACAUUGGACUCUGCAAGCAGAGGUGGUUUGUUAACACCGGCCUAGUGUGCUGUGUGUUUGUUUGCUAUGUGCAAUGGAGGGAACCACGACCACCCCAUUGGGAUGCAGACUCUUGAGUGAAUCGAGGAUUUAGUGACUAAACACAUUUGUUGUACAAUGUAAUGUUAGUCCUGGCUUACUCGUUGCUCUUGUUGCAGAUCAAAGUUGUCAUGGCGUCACAUCCGUGACCACGGUGCUAUUUGAGGUUUGUAGGAACUAGGAUGAAGUAAAUGCGUUAGAAACAUCUCACUUCUGUAAAGUGUGAGCAUGGGGUAUUUCCCACUAGGCUGCCCUGAGAGGUCAUUCAUUCAUUACUGAAUUCCCUGGAAUGUGGGCUCCAUCCAGAAUAUCCGGAAUUAAGCAGAAUCAGGUUUGGCUUCGCUCACCCUGACAGAAAUAGGGCUGAGGAACUAGAGAGAAGUGCUGCCUGCCUUCAGUUUUAAACUAAUGGAUUUCAAAUGGUAGAAGAUGAGACGAUUAGACGAUGGUAGGAUUUCGUUGUUACGUUUUUUUGUCCUGUGAACUGGAACGUUCCGCUCCUAGGAUCUGUGUUUCCUAACCAAGCAGUCUGGAAGAAACUCCUGUUUCAUUAUUUGUAAAUAUCGUUUUUUUCUUUUCUGGGAAUGAUUUAAUAAAAAUUAGAAAUAAAUAGUUAUGGACCUACUGUAUAUUUUGUUAUGGAUUUUUUUUCUAAAUACUAGAAAACAACUCCAAUGCUAAAAGUAUUGGAAUAUUGUUUUGUAGCAUUUAGCUUCAUACUGCACAUAACUAUCGGUUAUCAUUCACAUCAAGUGACAUUGGUGCAACACAAGUCAUGGUGUCUGGAGAGGGAGAGAGCUAUCGGCAGACUGGUGAGCCUUAUAUCUGCAGCCAGCUGAUUGUGCAGCUCCAACCACCACCACCUGAGAGGAGAGAGAGACAGGGAGGAGCAAGCGCAACAAUUCUGCAGCUCCACAACAAACACACAGAC
Messenger RNA from Gadus chalcogrammus (walleye pollock), 9786 nucleotides. RefSeq names its product PHD and RING finger domain-containing protein 1-like. The transcript is spliced from 20 exons. NCBI's taxonomy places the organism in Eukaryota, Metazoa, Chordata, Actinopteri, Gadiformes, Gadidae. The record is from RefSeq and is a predicted model, not a curated record. The coding region runs from base 1890 to 7847 and encodes 1985 amino acids.